UUCGUUUUACCAUUCUUAUUUGGUUUGCUUCUGUUUCCCAUGUCUUACCUUUUGUUGCAUUUGUUCCCAUUCAACAGUGCUUCACACUGUUGAAUUCCAAAAACGUGGCUUGCCACAUGCGCAUAUGCUCUUAUGGUUCCGUCAUGUAGCAGCAAUUCCUGCGGCUGAAAACAUAGAUUCUUUCAUCAGUGCUGAGAUCCCAGAUCCAGAAGUUGAUCCCCUCGGCUAUGCUCUCGUUGCAGAGCAUAUGAUACAUGGUCCUUGUGGUGCACAAAACCCAAGUUGUCCCUGUAUGAAGAAUGCCAUUUGCUCUAAAGGCUACCCGAAACCAUUUUCUAAUGAAACUAGAAUCGACGAUGAGGGCUUUGCUAUAUACAAACGUUCUGAUAAUGGGAGGUACAUUAAGAAAGGAAAUGCCGAUUUAGAUAACCGAUGGGUAGUCCCUUAUAACAUGACCCUCCUUAAAAAGUUUCAAGCUCACAUUAAUGUUGAGUAUUGUAACAGGACGCAUGUUUUAAAAUAUUUGUUCAAAUAUGUUACAAAGGGCCCUGAUUGUGCAAAAGUUUAUCUUGAGCGGAUACAAAGGGGUCAAGAUACACCUAUGGAUGCUACAACUAGAGCUGUUGAUGAAGUAAAGGAAUACUUAGAUUGUCGAUAUAUUUGUGAGCAAGAUGCGUGUUGGCGUUUAUUUGAUUAUGAAAUACAUGUACAUAUUCCGGCUGUAGAACGAUUGCUUGUUCACUUACCUGACGAAAAUUGGGUAACUUAUAGAGAUACCGAUAAUCUGUCUGCAGUUGUAGCGAAUGAUCGUGUGAAAUGAACUAUGUUAACAGAGUGGUUUUUAGCUAACCAAAGAUACCAACAAGGAAAUAGUUUAACUUAUUGUGAAUAUCCUACCUUAUUUACAUGGGAUGAAACAGAUAGGGUGUGGAACGAAAGACGCCAUGGUUUUAAAAUAGGACGGCUAUAUUUUGUGCACCCCAGUGCUGGAGAAUGAUACUUUUUAAGAAUGUUACUGAUGAUUGUGAAAGGUGCAAAAAGCUACAAAGACAUUAGGACUUAUCAAGGAAUAGUCUAUAAUACGUUCAAAGAAACAUGUGCAGCUCGUGGUCUUUUAGGAGAUGAUACUGAGUGGCUUAAUGCUUUUAACGAAGCAAUUACGUGGGGUUCAUCACCUCAGCUUAGACAACUUUUUGUUACUAUGUUGUUAUUUUGUGAUGUCAAAGAUGAAUUUUCACUCUUUGAAAAAAUUUGGUUUUACUUAGGAGAUGAUAUUCAGCGUCGACUCAAAGAAACUUUGAGAAACCCAAAUUUUAGCCUCCCUUUGCCUGAACUAAAAGACAUGAUUCUUGAUGAGAUAUCUAUUUUACUUAAUAAGCAUGGAGCCAAUAUAAAAGACUACAAUUUGCCUAGCAAGAGCGAAAAAACUUCACAGUAUUUCGUGAAUAGACUUAUAGAUGAUGAGAUGUCUUACAACUUAUCUGAGUUAGAAAUGGAAUCAGCAUCCUUGUGUAGUCGCUUAAAUCCAGAACAAAUGGAAGCUUUUCAACAAAUAGUUCAUUGUGCCUCUAAUGAAAUUCCUGGAUUCUUCUUUGUUUCGGGUUUUGGUGGUACUGGAAAAACAUUUCUUUGGAAUGCGAUUGUAUCAUUUUUAAGAGCAAAGGGAAGAAUUGUCCUCACUGUAGCGUCUUCCGGUGUCGCAGCUUUGCUCUUACCUGGUGGAAGAACUGCUCAUUCCCGGUUUAAAAUACCGCUUAAUAUUGAUGAUGAUACUGUUUGUGACAUAAAAAGAGGAACGAUGCUAGCUGAGCUAAUCCAUAAAACCUCAUUAGUUAUCUGGGAUGAAGCUCUAAUGACCCAUAGGAAAUGUUUUGAAACUCUAGACAGAACUUUGCGUGAUAUUAUAGGUGGACAGGAUCCCAAAGCACAGCAUCUUGUCUUUGGUGGCAAAGUGAUUGUACUUGGUGGUGAUUUAAGACAAAUUCUUCCUGUUAUAGAAGGUGGUACUAGAUCUCAAAUAGUGAAUGCUUCAAUUACUAAUUCUCCAUUGUGGUAUCAUGUCACUCUCUUAAAAUUAACAACUAAUAUGAGGCUGUCUUCACCCGAUCUUGAUAUCGUUGUGCAAUCUGAAAUUGCUGAGUUUAGCAAAUGGGUACUUGAUAUUGGGGAAGGAAAAAUACCUACUGAAAAACAUGAUAAUGAGUCUGAGCCAACAUGGAUAGAGAUACCUUCUAAUUUUUUGCUUCAUACAGAUGGUGACAAAAUUGCUUCUAUUAUUGCUUCUGUUUACCCAGAUUUUAGAGCGCAAUUUUCCAAUCCAUCAUAUUUGUGUAGACGCGCUAUAUUAACACCUACAAAUGAGGUUGCUGAUGAGGUAAACUCAUAUAUUUUGUCCCUUGUACCAGGUCAAGAAAAACAAUACUUAAGUUCUGACACAAUUUCCAAAUCAACAGAUAUAGUUGGGGACCCAGACCUACUCUACCCUAUCGAGUUCCUUAAUUCACUUAAAUUUAACAACUUCCCAGAACAUGAACUUGUGUUAAAAAAGGGUGUUCCUAUCAUGUUAUUACGUAAUCUUAGCCAAACUGAAGGAUUGUGCAAUGGAACACGGCUUAUUGUUAAAAACCUCGCUGAGCUUGUCAUCGAGGCUAUUAUUAUAACUGGCAAAAAUGUUGGCCAAACUGUUUACAUACCCAGGAUAGUUUUGUCUUCACAAAAAAACAAGAUGCCAUUUAGUGUUCAACGACGUCAAUUUCCUAUUAAAAUAUGCUAUGCUAUGACUAUAAAUAAAAGCCAAGGGCAAACUCUUGAUAAUGUUGGUGUUUACUUAAAGACUCCUGUUUUCACCCAUGGCCAACUUUAUGUUGCUGUGUCACGAGUUACAUCCAAGAGAGGUCUUACUGUCUUGAUUGAAAACGAAGAUGGUACAUGUGGUUCAAAAACCAAAAACAUAGUGUACACUGAAAUUUUUGCAUCCUUAUCAUAGAUUCUCUACGUAGUUUACAUAUAAAUAUGUAUACCUUUGCCUGUAAACAUGUAAUGUUUUAUCUGUGAUUAUUCAUGAUGUUCUAUUUAUCACUAAUUCCCCUUUGUUAAAUAACUGUCUGUCCUUGCAUUGCACAACCAGUGGUUUAAUCAUGUUGGAUAUGCACUAUGUUUCUUACAUUAUUUGUAUACACCUGCUUUCAUUAUUUUGUCUGCAACAGACCAUGUCAACGUUCAUGCUUAAAGAUAUAAACCCACAAGGCAGACAUUGGAGCAUUUGCACAAGGGUAUCAAGGAUGUGGGACUAUCGUGGAGGAACAGAUGAUGGUCAAAUACGUCAUGUCGAUCUCGUGCUUGUUGAUGCUGAGAAAUUUCUGAGCUAGCCACCAUUCAGCUUCAAAAUCAGCAAAGGCCUACACUCCGAAGAACUAUUACAUUGAAAGAUUCAAG
This is a messenger RNA of Phragmites australis (common reed), 3435 nucleotides long. RefSeq lists its product as uncharacterized. The transcript is spliced from 2 exons. NCBI's taxonomy places the organism in Eukaryota, Viridiplantae, Streptophyta, Magnoliopsida, Poales, Poaceae. The record is from RefSeq and is a predicted model, not a curated record. Bases 1010 to 2986 code for a protein of 658 amino acids. Gene Ontology annotation, biological process: DNA replication; DNA repair; DNA recombination. Gene Ontology annotation, cellular component: nucleus. Gene Ontology annotation, molecular function: DNA binding; DNA helicase activity.